This is a messenger RNA of Orycteropus afer afer, 793 nucleotides long. It is a transcript of the gene LHFPL6, whose product is annotated as LHFPL tetraspan subfamily member 6. The record is from RefSeq and is a predicted model, not a curated record. Gene Ontology annotation, cellular component: membrane. NCBI's taxonomy places the organism in Eukaryota, Metazoa, Chordata, Mammalia, Tubulidentata, Orycteropodidae.
GAACUAUCCAACUUACUACAGAGGAAGGGAAGUUGACGUGUAGAAGGACUGAAGAUUCCUUCCAUUACUGCACCCUCCCGCAGUACAGAAUUGUGGAUUACCUGCGGAUCUUGGGCAAUUUCACACCUUCACUUCUUCCUGUAGUCCCUGAACAUUUACUCUGGGUCCUUGUUGCCCCAUUUGGUGAAAGAUGGCAUCAAGCCUGACUUGUACGGGAGUGAUCUGGGCUUUGCUCUCAUUUCUUUGUGCUGCCACCUCCUGUGUGGGGUUCUUUAUGCCGUACUGGCUCUGGGGAUCACAGUUGGGCAAGCCUGUGUCCUUUGGUACUUUCCGGAGGUGCUCCUAUCCUGUGCACGAUGAGAGUCGGCAGAUGAUGGUAAUGGUGGAGGAAUGUGGGCGCUAUGCCUCCUUCCAGGGCAUCCCCAGCACAGAAUGGAGGAUCUGCACCAUAGUGACUGGCCUGGGGUGUGGCCUCCUGCUCCUGGUGGCACUGACGGCUCUCAUGGGAUGCUGUGUGUCUGAGCUCAUCUCCAGGACAGUGGGAAGAGUAGCUGGAGGAAUUCAGUUCCUGGGGGGCUUGUUGAUCGGCGCUGGCUGUGCCCUCUACCCCUUGGGCUGGGACAGUGAGGAAGUCCGGCAGACUUGUGGCUAUGUUUCUGGCCAGUUUGACCUGGGUAAGUGUGAAAUCGGCUGGGCCUACUAUUGUACUGGAGGGGGUGCUGCCACCGCCAUGCUCCUGUGCACAUGGCUGGCUUGCUUCUCAGGCAAGAAACAGAAGCACUACCCAUACUGA